AAUUAAAAUGUCAAACUAAUCUCGUAGCAGCCAAUCAUCAAGAAGUUCUUCACAAAAGCGUCAUACAAAAAGACCUUAGAGAGACAAAAGAAAGAAGAAUAACUCUGAUGAAUACGACAGUGAUGAUGAAGAUGUAUCCUAAUAUGAGGGUAUCUAUAUUCAAUUCAUUUUAGGCACAAGACUCAAAAAUAAACAGCAACCACUAUUAGGUCCUGGUAGAUUCAACAAAAGAGAAAAUAAACUCAAAAAACCAAAUUCUGUCUAUACUCCGGCGGCAACUACAUUUCUAUACAAGCCUGGGGCGGAAUUGCCUAAUCUAUCCAAUUUCAUCAACUAGACUAUUGAAAUUCGAAUUGCCUGCGAGUACGUCAACAAAAACAAUCAAGCUUUGAUACUUCGAUAAAUUUGGGGAUCCAAUGGUGUCUAUGCUAGUCAUAGUGAUGCAGUUUGUAUUGGCAUACAUGCAGGUCUCUUAGCCUUGGGAGAUCUUAAAUUAACAGGAACCUUUUAUUAAGGGAUUAGUUUGUCUUGUAAAGUCAUUAAAGGCAAAAAGACAUUAAAUGGUUAAUUAAAAGUGCCUUUACUUUCAAGAUCUCUCAAGAUUCCUUGUGCUCAUUGUCUAAAACCUGAGAAAGUAAAUUGGUUGCCCCAAUUAGGAUCUCCUGAACAAUUAAUAAGUUGGGCAAGAAAGAUGUCUUUGCCUCCGCAUAGGAGAUUAACCAAAAAAACCCAUCUGAAUGUAUUCUUACAUGAACCUCCCUAAAUCAGUCUUCCAGAAAAUUUAUUAGUUAAUAACCUACCUCCACUAAAUGAAGGCUGGAUUGUUUGGGACAUGUGUAAUGAACCUAGUUAAAAAUACAAUCUACUAACAUUUUUAGACAGGCAAACUGCUUAAGGUAUUCCUAGUCGUACAUCAUAUAGACUAAAAACUAAUUGUCUAUAUGUUGAAACAAGCAACAAAAAGUAUAAAAUCAAAUCUAUUUAUUAGGUUUGAAAUCUCCAUGGAUCCUAAUAAGAUAGCUGAAGAAGUGUUUUUAGACUCUCAAGUUUUUAUGAUCUCUGAAAUCAUCAUACCAUAAUAGUCAGAUAUUGAGAUGUUAUAAAAAUACGGAGUAAAUCAAUUGAUCUAAUUAGUUAGGUUCCCUUACCAAAAGAAUUUAAAAAUCUAGUUUUAGACAAAUUGAAAUGGAUUAAUUUUGAAUGGGGUAAUGAUAAUGUUAUUAUUGAUGGACAAUUCACAAUUCAAGGUUUGAAGAGCUUUAAGUUUGUACCAAUUACAAAACAUUAACAUUUAUGA
This is a messenger RNA of Paramecium octaurelia, 1297 nucleotides long. The record is from the annotation of a GenBank genome assembly. NCBI's taxonomy places the organism in Eukaryota, Ciliophora, Oligohymenophorea, Peniculida, Parameciidae.